Molecule: messenger RNA, 291 nt
Organism: Lactuca virosa
Lineage: Eukaryota; Viridiplantae; Streptophyta; Magnoliopsida; Asterales; Asteraceae
Source: the annotation of a GenBank genome assembly
AUGGAGGAUUACAAGGACACCUACAACGCCAACACAGUGACUACAAACAAGGCUAUUCAGAACGUUGGUGCCUUGUUCCAAACGGAAAAGGCAAAAUUUGUUGAACUUCACAAGGUGCUUCAGUCUGAACAUGAAGCAUUCCAGUCUUCUAUCGCUGCGAAUAUCACAAAGCUUCAGGAGGAUCUGGCGAAAGAAAACAAGCUCAUGGAUGCUCUCGCCGUCAAGGAGGAAAAGUGUAAAGUGUUGGAAACCAAGCUUCACUACACUGAAAAGCAGGAAGUGGAUAGAUGA